This is a messenger RNA of Branchiostoma belcheri (Belcher's lancelet), 1168 nucleotides long. Its product is annotated as brain-specific homeobox protein homolog. Gene Ontology annotation, biological process: regulation of DNA-templated transcription. NCBI's taxonomy places the organism in Eukaryota, Metazoa, Chordata, Leptocardii, Amphioxiformes, Branchiostomatidae. The record is from RefSeq and is a predicted model, not a curated record. The transcript has 3 exons. Bases 441 to 1055 code for a protein of 204 amino acids. Gene Ontology annotation, molecular function: DNA-binding transcription factor activity, RNA polymerase II-specific; DNA binding.
CUGAUGACAAGCCGCAGAAUGAUAAUCUCAUAAGAGAUUUAAAACUAGGGGCUAAUUUGCCUACAUUCGUCCUAUCACAAAACGGAUCGGUGAUUUGUUAACACGGGAGUCAUUGCGCAUGACACGAGCUGGCAGUAGAGGUUUCUCCAGUCGGAGUUCUGGCACCUGCGCUUCAGAGUGUUCUGCGCAGAACAGACUCGUACAGCAGUAGAACACCGGCCUAUCUUAGUAACCUCGGGCUGUGUCGGGCAGUUUCUUAUUCUGAUACACAGUUACUUGUACAGAGGCGACAUUUUGGUGUGGGACAGUCCAUAACGUGCGCAGGACAACAACCCCGUGCACAGGUGUUGUCAAAGGAUUUUUUUAAUCGGACAACAAGUUUUCGAUUUUAAAAACCAGCAGGUGCCGGACGCGAAGAGACACGUUCCAGGGAGAUCACCAUGUUCUCCCAGUCGCAGAGCGGCAACACGACAGCCUUCCUGAUCGAGAACAUUCUGUUCGACAAGCACAAGGACUGUCCUCGGCACGGCGAGUUGGUGGUGCCGCAGCCCACACGGAACUCCCUGGUGGAGGUUGGUUUCCCCGGCGUGCUGGCCCCGGCACCCUCCGCCUUCCUGCCGCACGGCUUUCACCCCUACCUCCACAAGCCGGGCCUGCACUCCCACUAUCUCCUACACAGCCAUGGAAUCCCGAUGUCCCCGCUGUACCAUAACGGCGGGUUCCCGGGAAAGCCGAUCCGGCGGCGGAAGGCCCGGACGGUGUUCUCGGACUCUCAGCUGAACGGUCUGGAGAAGCGGUUCGAGAGUCAGAAGUACCUGUCCACACCGGAGAGAAUGGACCUCGCCGCCGCGCUCAAUCUUACAGAAACACAGGUGAAGACGUGGUUUCAAAACAGACGUAUGAAGCACAAGAAGCUCCAGAGGAAGAGAGAAAGCGACAGACCGGCGUCGGCCUCUUCGGCAGACGACGUGGCCAGACCGGAGCACCGAGCGACGAUCCACGACAAACUAGACAUCUGUGCGAGUCCCGAAGCCGCCUCAGAUACGGAGGACUGAAAUGGUACCAUUCUGAAGGUCCAAUAUUGUUAAAGAUUGAUUUAAGCUGGGGAAAUUAUUUCGCAUGGCCAUUCUUCUUAUCUACCUAAGAUUUAUCAAAGAUGUAUGUCGUA